Messenger RNA from Rhagoletis zephyria (snowberry fruit fly), 2202 nucleotides. It is a transcript of the gene Rint1, whose product is annotated as RAD50 interactor 1. Lineage: Eukaryota; Metazoa; Arthropoda; Insecta; Diptera; Tephritidae. The record is from RefSeq and is a predicted model, not a curated record. Gene Ontology annotation, biological process: endoplasmic reticulum to Golgi vesicle-mediated transport; regulation of ER to Golgi vesicle-mediated transport; retrograde vesicle-mediated transport, Golgi to endoplasmic reticulum. Gene Ontology annotation, cellular component: Dsl1/NZR complex.
AUGCUAUCGAAAGACUGCUUGGAACGUCGAGUUAUUGCAUUUAUCAAUAAAGAAAUGGGCGAUGACUGUAAGAAACUAUAUCGUGCUGCUGUGUUGGUAGACAAAUACCAUGCAUCCAUCGAACAUAUAAAGGAAAAAUUAAGCUGUGAAUAUGACGGUACAUCGAAUUCUACCGACAUCAAAUCAGCAUUACACGCCCAGGAAAAAGUUAGUCAAAGCAUGGAAUUUCAAGUAGAGAAGCUUUGCCAGUUCAGCACCCGGUUAUCAGAAAAAAUUGGAAAAACGGACGAAGCGCUGAGCAAAGUUCUAAAAGAUUUAGAAAACGUGCGUAAGUUACAACAAUUGAAGCAAUAUUUGAAAAUUGUGCAAGAUAUACAAGAAAUCAGCCAAAGCCUUAAUGAUACCAUUCGUACAAAAGACGAAGCUAAAAUGGUCAACAUAUAUUUGACACUAUUUGAAGACAGCGAUUGUGAAAAUAGUAUCAUUGGCCGAUUAUGUAACAUCGAAGCUCCGCAUCUUAAACUAUACGCUAUAAAAACGGCUACCUUCUGGCACAAAAUUCUCCGCGAUAAAUUUACAAGCGAGCUGGAAUCCAUUUUGAAGUCAAUGCGUUGGGGUUAUAAAGAAUAUGAUUCAUUAACGUUUUCACCAACCCGAGAUAACGUUUCAAAAGCUCAGCUACUGGCCGAAUAUUUGUUUCUAAUUAAAUCACCUAUCGAAGAGACCGAACCACUGGAAAUUAUCACACCAAGCAUUAUUUGUCAACCAGUAAGCACUGUUACAAAGCUGUUGCUGGCUCCAUAUCGACAAAGGUUCCAAUUUCACUUCACGGGUGUACGCCAAACAAAUCGUUUGGAUAAACCGGAGUGGUUCUUCACACAAAUACUGAAUUGGUGCAAGGAGAUUCACCUCUUCGUUGGAAGGACUUUUCAGCCAGCUGCGGUGAAAGCUGGCAAACUGAACUAUAAUAUACGUCUAGAAUUCAUUCGUGGGCUUGUGCAAUUGAUAAUUGAAAAACUCUCUGCCGAUAUUGACGAAAUAAGUCGAGAUGAACAUCUAUUUGCCCAUUUGGUGGACGAGACUUUAGCUUUCGAGAUUGAGUUGCGAGAGAUUUUUGGAUACCCUAAUAGUUUUACCAGUGUGAUUUCAGUUAUAACUCAACCAAUUUAUUUACUGAAGUGGAUAUCACUUGAAGAGCGUUUCUGCUCGGAGAAAAUGGAUCUUAUAUUACAUGGUGAUAGUCCUUGGAUGCUUAUUGACCCCAACUUUUAUGAUAAUGAUUUAAAAAUUCCAAAAUGUGCUGAUCAGUUCAUACGCCUGCUUGAAGCUAUUAAAGAUCGAUACCACGCACUUAUUCAACCAGGCCAACAAUUACAAUUCCUGUCGCUUCAAUUAGAGCUAAUAGAAAACUUUCGAAGGCGCCUAGUUCAACUUCACAGCAGUGGUGAAGUUGAGAACAUUUCCAUUUUGAAUGCUAUCAAUUACUUAGCCUUGGUACUGCGUGAAUGGGGUGAAAAUGUUCAUUAUUUACAUUUGCAUGCUGCACUUGUGGGUCCAAAUUAUACUGAAAUUCAUUCAGUGUUCGAUCAUCCGGUUAGUGAACUAGAGCACUGGACAGAAAAAUUAAUUGAAAACCUUGCAACGAAGGCGGUAAAUGAAAUAAAAGCGAAAUCGAUGCCUUAUCGUCAUGAUUCUUGGUCCAGCGUGCCAGACCAGAAUUGCAGAGAGCCUUUCAUAUUGUCGUCCAGUGCAGGGGAAAUGUUUCAGGUGAUGGUAACAACACUUCAUAAUAUGGAGCGAGAACUAUCAUUAAAUCUCUUCAAUCUUACGCUGCGCAUUAUAGCCAAUCAAGUAGACGACUUCCUCUUCGAUAGUCUUGUUAUGAAUAAUAGAUUCACACCAGCAGGAGCUGCGCAAUUUAAUUACGAUAUGACCCGGAACCUGUUUGCAUUAUUUGGGCAAUAUUGCCGUCGACCGGAUUUGCUUUUCAAAAAAAUCCAUGAUUCCAAUAAGUUGUUGAAUGCAGCACGUGGCACUGCAUGGUUGUUACAUGAAACACUAACAUCCGACUCUGCAUCGGAGCAAAAACUCUGCGCCCUGAAGGAGAUAGGCGUCGUCAACUUCAAAUACGAAACUUGUGUAGAAGUGUUGGAACGACGGGCCGAUUUAAAAGUGCUUUGAAUAAAUUGUAGUUAGCUUGAA